AUGGGUUUCAAAAUUCGUGCCGUUGUAAUAAUCAUUAAAGUGAUUGUGGUGUUAAUGUUAAUAGAAUCGAUCAUCGUUAGCUCAAGUGCCCAAAAGAGAAUGAGGUCCCGUAAAACCAAACAGGUCCCAACAGAUGUAAAUGAAAGCCAACUGGUUCAGAGUACUUCAUCACCGACGAAGAACGAGGAACAUCUACCUUGUAGUUGUGCAAUCUUCCUAACCGGUCAAUUCAAUCGACAUAAUCGUACCGAGCCACCUCGUGGGAAUCCAGCCAUCCAGGUUGAGCUGAUGCAAAACUACCCAUGCACGUCUACAGGGAACAAACAGUGCUCGAGUCGAUGUUUAGACACCAUCAUGAAGCAUCUGCCGAACUCGCCAGCCCUGAUUUGCGGCACCAUCGGUAGGGAUUGCUUCCGGGAACGAGCUUACCUGUUUUACCAGAAUUGUUCGCCCCGCUGGAUCAACAGCAACCUAUCGGCGGGUCGGGAAUUUUGCUGCCAGAACGACCGUCCGGUUCGGUGUAGCAAAAUGGCAACGCUCCUAAGGCAAUCGCUGCUAACCCGAAACGGAACACACGAAUCCAACGAAGAAUAUUAA
This is a messenger RNA of Uranotaenia lowii, 597 nucleotides long. Its product is annotated as follicle cell protein 3C-1-like. NCBI's taxonomy places the organism in Eukaryota, Metazoa, Arthropoda, Insecta, Diptera, Culicidae. Bases 1 to 597 code for a protein of 198 amino acids. The record is from RefSeq and is a predicted model, not a curated record. The transcript has a single exon.